AUGGGAGACUGGUCCAUUCUUGGCCGCUUCCUAACGGAAGUCCAGAACCAUUCCACAGUCAUCGGCAAGAUAUGGCUGACAAUGCUGCUGAUCUUUCGCAUCUUGCUCGUGGCUCUGGUGGGGGAUGCUGUCUACAGCGAUGAGCAGUCCAAGUUUACCUGCAACACCCUGCAGCCGGGCUGCAACAACGUCUGCUACGACACCUUCGCUCCUGUAUCACACUUGCGCUUUUGGGUCUUUCAAAUUGUGCUGGUCUCCACACCCUCCAUCUUCUACAUCGUCUACGUCUUGCAAAACAUUACCAAAAAUGAAAAACAGGAGGAUAGGAAGCUUGAAGUGGUGCCCGGGUCCUCACUUUCACUUCAACGGGACAAACACACUGGUAGAGAACAAGAGAGCACACUGAAGGCCCGCAGUCCUCGUGAAGGGGAAUGCGAUGGUAAGAGCCAGCUGGAGGAGGAUGCGAGAGAGGUAGAAAAGGACCCGACCCACCUCUCCAGCCAAGUGCUACUCAUCUACAUCAUCCACGUUUUGCUGCGCUCCAUCAUGGAGAUAAUCUUUCUCGUUGGACAGUACUGCCUCUUCGGAUUUGAGGUCCCAAACCUUUUCCGCUGUGAGACCUACCCAUGCCCAAACAGGACCGACUGCUUUGUGUCCCGAGCCACAGAGAAAACCAUCUUUCUCAACUUCAUGUUCAGCGUCAGUCUAGGCUGCUUUGUCUUGAACAUUGUGGAGCUGCAUUAUGUAGGCUGGAUUUACAUUUUCAGGGUGUUGUUAUCUGCAUGCUGUCCGUGCUGUGAAACAGGUGGAAACCCUGGGCAGCAGGGGGAUUUGUACUCUGACAACAGGCAGAGUUGUCCUGCAGACCACCUCUCUCUUGACCCUUGUUGA
Pungitius pungitius (ninespine stickleback) is the source of this 891-nucleotide messenger RNA. RefSeq names its product gap junction gamma-1 protein. Bases 1 to 891 code for a protein of 296 amino acids. Gene Ontology annotation, biological process: cell-cell signaling. Gene Ontology annotation, cellular component: connexin complex. The record is from RefSeq and is a predicted model, not a curated record. Gene Ontology annotation, molecular function: gap junction channel activity. The transcript has a single exon. NCBI's taxonomy places the organism in Eukaryota, Metazoa, Chordata, Actinopteri, Perciformes, Gasterosteidae.